ACCCACGUUUGCAGCUGACUCUGCCACCCCUCCUACUGGGCACAAAUCACGUACUCACUUCCCAAAUGUCUCUGCGGCCAUGAGUCCGUUUGGGCCACUGCGAGUCAAGUCUUCCGUGUGACUAAUUGCUUCGCGCGUGCCACAGGGGAGUACACCGAAACGAGCUCCCCUCAGACGCCAGGUCACACAGGCAGACGUUUUCGUGUCCUUAACAGAGCUACUGCUUCCUUCCCUGCCGGUGUACCUCAGUCAUGACAUAGAAGUAGGGCGAAGCUGCAGUCGUAUAUAAAGAGGCCGAGCCGUUACCCGGUCCCUGGUCUGAUGCAGCGUAUGAGGUAGGCAGAAUAAGGAGAACAGCGCACAAGCAUGGGCUCCGCUAUCAUUCUAGACGACAUCAAACGCUUCGAGGUCACCGAAUUAUACACACAUCCCGAUGCCAAAGUCGAUAUAGUGUUUGUACAUGGUUUGAAUGGAGAUCCACGGCGGAGUUGGACAGCAAAGAAUGGCACCUUCUGGCCCACACAGCUGCUGCCGGCCUCAUUGAAGUCGUCGCAGGCAAGGAUCUUGACAUAUGGUUACAAUGCAGAUGUUUGGACGUUUGGCAGUAACAAGAGCCCAAGCUCGGACCAGAUCCACCAACACGCACAAACCCUCCUUACAUCCCUAGCUUUAGAACGAAAGAGCGAAGAGACCGUCGAAAAUCCCAUCUUAUGGGUGUGCCAUAGCUUAGGGGGCAUACUGGUCAAGCGGGCACUCGAGCUGUCCGCUGACCUGCAAAGCAAAAAUGCAGACGACUUACGUUCUAUUUUCGUCUCAACAUAUGGGAUCAUGUUUCUGGGCACACCUCACAUCGGUGCUGACCCCGCAAAAUGGGGCUUGGUGCUUCAAGGAAUGGUUAACGCGCUUGUUCCGAGGAAGUUUCUGGAUACACAAUCAGGACUGAUUCAAACAUUGCAAACGAAUAGCGAAACACUUCAGAAUAUCAACCUCAAAUUCUUGGAUAUAUAUCAACGCUUCAAGGUCUGCAUGGUUCAUGAAGCUGCCCCGACAGAUUUCAAGGGCUCGAAACUUUUCGUCGUGGACCAACAUUCAGCUGGUCCACUACUACCAGAUGUACAGUAUUUUGGUAUUGAGGCGACCCAUUCAUCAAUGUCCAAGUUCGAGAGCAAAAAUUCUCCUGGUUAUACUAAUGUAUCCGUCACGCUUAAAUCAUGGGUUCAAGAAGCUCCCCAACUUGUGGCGUCAAAUUGGGAGAUAGAAAAAGUGCAAAGAAGGCAGAAAAAGGAAGCUGAAGCAGCUCAUCUUUUGGGAUACUAUGCAUCCACACCACACCCAUCAACGAGUGCUGUAAAUACGCCCACCUUUCUCCUGAACCACGAUUCCACUCACCCGAGGUUGAGGAGGUUGAAGAAAUGGUUGGCCAUCACUGAGGCGGAUUGCAUUGAAGUUCUCUCUCCAUCAAGUUCUGUAAAUAAUCCAACACUUAUGAUCCAAUCCAAUGUCAGUAUCGAGCCAGACACGUCGACCGACGAACCAGAUACCGCAUAUUUCAUCAAACCUUCUGGCUUUCGUCCCAACUCUUUGUUUGUCGGUCGACAAGCGGAGCUUGCUGAAAUGCACAAGUUACUAUUCGAUAAGAAGCGACGAAAAGAAGGCACUUCCGCGGUGUUGAUCCAAAGUCUACCAGGAGGUGGCAAAACUCACCUAGCGAGACAGUAUCUAUACGAACACAAGGACGACUUUCCAGGCGGCAUCUUUUGGGUACGAGCGAAAAGUCUAACAGAACUGGCAGCUGGUUACUGGGAUAUUGCCCGAAAGGCAGCGCUAAAGCAUGUCGAGGGUGACGACGCAAAAUUGUUGAAAGAUCCUCACCAAUUCAUUAAAAUGGUCAAGAAGUGGCUCAAUCACCGGCACAACUGGCUACUUGUUCUGGAUGGUAUCCAUUUUGGCGAUACGGAGGCUUUGGAAAAAUUUAUUCCUGAUAGCCCUAACACCAGUCUCAUCUAUACCUCCACCGAACGGUCCGUCGCUGGGAACUAUCAUUUCAAGAAUCCACAGAUCAUCAGGUUGCCACUUUUGUCCGCUCGUGAGGCUCAAAGACUGCUUCUACUCGAGCUUGAUAAGAAGGAACCCUUUUCGAGGGAUGAUUUGAGGCAUUCGACAGAGCUUGUCCAGGCGAUGGGAUUCUUGCCAGUGGUCAUUCAUGCAGUUUCUCAACGGCUCAAGACCACUGAUGAACCGCUCUCAAAAUUCGCACGAUCAUACGUUUCCGAGCCAAGAUUGCGAGGUCUAGGUACCUACAUGGCUGUUGUCGAUCAAUUGAAAGCCCUCGGAGCCCACGAAGCUUUGAAUUUGAUCUACCUCCUUUGUUUCUUCAGCCAGCACGUUCCUGUGGAAAUGAUCUCCUUAGGUCUCAAGGCGCUCGAUGUACCCGUCAAGACCGCAGAGCCGAUCAUUGGGCGCUCGCUGAAUAACACGUUCAAAAUUCUCAUCAUGUUCGCGCUCAUUGACAGGAAUCAUCACGAUGUCUCGAUUCAUUCUUCUCAAAGCUCUAAGAGCAGUCGAGAUAUGCUUGCAGACACCGUCGAUGUUAUUAGACUUCACAGUGUGGUACAAGGUUUCUUCUUCGAUACUCUGUCCGGUGCUGGUACUCUUCCAAUGUGGCUUGAUCGUGCCAUCAGAGUAUUUUGCUGCUCAUACGAUAUGGCAAACGACAGAAUUGCACGGAAAGCAAAUGCCGGACUCGUUGAGGAUUAUCGUCUGUAUGAGAUUCAUGGGAAUAAACUGAAAGAGCAUCUCGUCAAGAAUCUAUCCAAGCAUCUCUCUCGUGAUCAAAGAGAAAUUCUUGAAUAUGCACAACAGAUGCUAGAACCGCGACUGGUGGCCAUCAAAUCGGAGAUUGAUCAACGCACACCCGAGUCCUCGCAUGUUAUUGCUGGAGGAAGACCAGAAGCAUUCCAAACCUCGAUCUUUGAUCGUACGAGUAGCUCAUCCGACACAGGCCCAGAAACUCCCGGAGAUCACAAUCGUUCCCGUAUCUCGACGUGGGGAUUUGAACCUGAUAAAGACCAACACGAAUCGCCAUCUAGCUUGACACAUGACACGGACUAUAUUCAACGCAUGGAUGCUAUGUACAGGAAUAUGUUUCCGCUUCCGCAACAGGAAGACCCAGGAUAUGAAAGCGAUAGGGAGGGCUCAACCGCGAUGACAGUCCAGGCAUCUCAGCGGACUCUCCAUCGAGAUUCUUCCAUGAGUCCAGGUGGUCAAUGGGAAGAAGUUAGAUCCCGGAAACCAAGACAGAGACCCGAUCCUCUGAUACUUCACCGAACUGUUAGGAACAUGGAGAAAUCGCGGUACCGAGAUAAUGCGGGCGCGUAUCGAGCAAUGGCUGCCAUCGACCCCAGAGUCAGUGUCAGUCACGAGACAGCACAAGGCUUUAUGCACAGAAGCUCUUCGACUCGUGCUCAAUCACGAGGCCGAAUGUCGGGUCAAUCUGUUGCGGAAGUCGCCUUGACGCAUAUCAACCAGAGCAGUCCACCGCCAGCAAGAGGGGGAGGAAUGCUUCAAGAUCGAAGGUCAUCUUCGCGACGGGGAAGUGAGAGAAGUCGGUUGAGGACUGGGACUGCCUCUUAUGCCUCUGCGGUACUGGGGUCAACUCGUGAUACCAUUGCUGGACUGAAGGAACUUGUUCGACCUUCGACAGAGCCUCCCCCUUCCAGCGAAAGUGCGUCGAGUCUACAACGACCUUCAAGCUCAGCAAUGGCAUCGCUACAACGAUUCCCGAUUGAGGUGAUUCAGCCCUCUCCAUCACCACAUCCGCCAAAUACUCCCAGGGUACCUUAUCCGACCUCGCCAUAUCUUCGUCCAUCUUCGGACACGGAAUUCUACCAAAUUCCAGGUCGAUACAGCCAGGAUAAUCCGUACCUUGGGCCAGAACCUUACCCAUCUAACACGUAUCCCCGGAUGGAAGGUAUGCCGCCAUUCGAGCCAACCGGAACUGCUUCUUCGUCACCUCUAGCAUCAGAGUAUCCGACAUACCAAAAAUACAACGCCUCUGAAUCCCUCCCCGCUUCUAUGCUUCUCUCCCAUUCAACCAUGACCGAGGUCACCAACCCGCCCUUCCUCUCCCUCUCUUCCCCGAAUAUCCAAGUCAACAGUCAAAACCCAAACUCCAACCCCUACUACCCAGGCCGUCCAGAGCUCUCAAACCAAGAAGGCGGCUACACCUCGCAACCAAUGUCCCGCGAUCCCUCCGGGCAGUCAACACACUCGGACCACUCAGCCCGCUCCACAGGCCAAGUAGAAAGAAGACGCCGGCCAAGCUUUGCAGAAACCGAGCCCCCUCCGCAGCUUCCCGUCUUCAGUCCCAGGAUACCACCAACAAGCUAUCAAGUCUACGAGCGGAUGAAAGAGAAGGAGCGCGGUGACCGAGAACGCGAUGCGCAGAAGAAAAUCAGUCCUCGACUAGGCUACGCCCGCGCAGCACUCGUCGAGAAGCUCGAAGACUGGGGAGGCAACGCACCUUCAAUCCCUCCUACCCUGUCUUCCCCUCCACCUCCGUCCCAAUCACAAAAAGAAAGGAAAUUCAACCCCACUGCCCCAUCGUUCUCCCCUUCACCCUCGAGCUUCACGCUCUCUCCACAACCGCCACCUGCGCCUGCGAACUCAAUGCUGAGCUCAACUUCCACGUCCGCGUAUCCGAGUCAAUACCCGAGUCCACAGCCACAAUGGGGGGUGCAGUCAGCAAAGCAGCCGCAGCAGCCGAGGAAUAGCCCUGCUUCUUUCUUAUCUCAAUCAUCUCAGCCAUAUUCUUCCCCUCGAUCCUUUAACUCUGGCAUUGGCACGGGAGGGUCGUAUCCGAGUCCGCAACCGCCGUCCAACACACCGGCUUCGUAUGACACUGCAGCUGAAUACGAUAGAGGCAGACCCGUCUUCCGCAGUGAAAUCGUUGGGGAGGCAGGGGAUGCAGAGAGGAUGGAACGAAGCGGAAGUGGCAGUGGUGGGAUGAGAGUUAACGGCGGGAGGAUCAUUGAGUUUGGCGAUUUUCCUGAGGGGGUCAGGGUUGACGAGGCGAGGGAGCGGGCGCUGCUGUUGAGGAGUUGGGGCGAGAGGGAACGGGAGGUGGAGGCGAGGAGGAGGUUGAGUAGUCGGAGAAAGGGGAAAAAGCCGGCCGGGGAAGAUGAGGCUGUUGGGUUGGGGAUUGGAGGGUUUGGCCGUUAAUGGAAGGAGAUUAAGGAGUGUAGGAUUAGAACGGACUUCUGGGAUUUAUUUUUGGGACGGGGGUUUAUGGAGAUUUGGUGUUGGAUAUCUUGGUUUGGGGUUGAGUGUAUGUAGGAAUAAUAUUUGUAUUUUGGCGUUAUUGUGAGGGAUAUAGGAGGGUACUUAGGAUAAAAGGUUGGGGUGCAUGGAUACAGGAUGUAUAUGGAGCGAGCAUUGCUGGUAGCAUAGUAGCGUUGAAUCCAAACUGUUUCUGCCCUCGAUUCCUAUCAG
Messenger RNA from Hyaloscypha bicolor E, 5490 nucleotides. RefSeq lists its product as uncharacterized. The coding region runs from base 367 to 5220 and encodes 1617 amino acids. Lineage: Eukaryota; Fungi; Ascomycota; Leotiomycetes; Helotiales; Hyaloscyphaceae. The record is from RefSeq and is a predicted model, not a curated record. The transcript is spliced from 8 exons.